AUGUGUGAAUUCACGGAGGAUCAGCCUGCUGAGUUCAAUGAGGCCUGUUUGACCCCAUGGGGGGAUGGAAAGAUCUUAUACAGCCAGUGUGGGGACGUGAUGCGGGCCUUGGGCCAGAAUCCCACCAAUGCUGAGAUGCUCAAGGUCUUAGGGAAUCCCAAGAGUGAUGAGAUGAAUGUGAAAGUGCUGGACUUUGAACACUUUCUGUCAAUGCUGCAGACCAUAGCAAAGAAUAAGGACCAAGGCACAUAUGAAGACUAUGUAGAGGGGCUUUGGGUGUUUGAUAAGGAAGGGAACGGCACAGUCAUGGGCACUGAAAUACAGCACGUCCUCAUCACUCUGGGUGAGAAGAUAACAGAGGAGGAAGUGGAAGUUAGUGGCAGGGCAUGA
Molecule: messenger RNA, 390 nt
Organism: Dromiciops gliroides (monito del monte)
Lineage: Eukaryota; Metazoa; Chordata; Mammalia; Microbiotheria; Microbiotheriidae
Product: myosin light polypeptide 6-like
Exons: 1
Coding region: 1-390 (129 amino acids)
Cellular component (GO): myosin II complex
Molecular function (GO): structural constituent of muscle
Source: RefSeq, a predicted model, not a curated record